UCACAGUAAUGACGUGCACAUAGUCAUUUAUAGAUAAGAAGAGCAAACUGUGUCCUUUCAUAUUUUCUGUUGGAAACAGUAUUCAGAGCGGUAGUUCAGCGUAAACAGAAAUGAUCAGGUAUAUGUCUUUUAAAAGUACACUUGUAUUUAUUUGCAUACUUGUGCAUCUGCACUGGAGCCAUCAACUGUAUGGCAAAACAAGUGAGGAGUACAAAAACAAAGAAGUGUAUGAUCAUACCACCACAGCAGUGCCAGAAAAACUAAAAGAUGGAGUCGAUGAAGUAUAUUUUGUUAACAGUAAGAUUAAUAUCCUACCAAAAGGAGCCUUUUCUAAAAACCCUCAAGUCAAAAGAAUCGAAUUUAUAGGUACCCCAACCCAAACUGUAGAGGUCGGAGCCUUUGAGGGUUUACAUGAUAUCACAAUCAUUGAGAUAUCUGGCACCCAAGUGACGUCAUUACCUGUUGCCGUUUUUAAAGAUCUCAUCAACCUCAAUAAACUUACUUUGAAAAGUAACAAAAUUCAGAGCCUGGAAAAGGGGUUAUUUGAUGAUUUACAGAAUCUUGAAUAUUUGGGCCUAAAUAUGAAUGAGAUCACCUCUAUUGAUGAGGGAACAUUCGACAAUUUGGACAAUCUUAAAACUCUUCAUCUUGGAAAGAACAGCCUUACUUCCGUAUCAACAUCUCUUUUAGCAAAUCUUAAAAAACUGCAGAUUUUCAGAAUCUAUGAGAACCAGCUUAACACUAUGCCCGAUGGGAUUUUUGAUGACUUCCUGAAUUUGACAGAAGUAGCUUUGAAUGGCAACAAAAUCUCAUCUAUACAACAAAAUUUGUUUCCACACAAAAGUCAAUUAUUAAAAUUGUAUUUGAACAGUAAUCUUUUAACGGAACUUCCAGAAGAGCUGUUUGUUGGUUUCUCUGGACUGAAGACUCUAACUCUGCAUAGCAAUCAGCUCACCAGUCUCCCGACCGUCCUCUUCGGAGAAAUGCCCAAACUGACUGAUUUGAAUCUCAGACAGAAUAAUCUCUCUUCAAUACCACCUGGAGUUUUCAGUCCCCUUAAGAAGCUGAAGAAGUUAGACCUCUCCUCAAACCACUUCUUGAAUUUAUCGGGGGACUUUUUCGAAGGUCUCGAGAAGUUGUCUGAUCUUAAUCUUCAAAACAACAUGAUACAAUCAGUGAAAACGGAGGACUUUGAAAAAAUUAAGUCUCUUUUAAGCCUCAAACUGGACAAUAAUAAUCUCAGAAUCCUUCCUGAGGAUGUUUUUAGCAACCUUCCAAACAUAAGUAAAGUUUACCUAGACAAUAAUCCAUGGCACUGUGACUGUAACCUGUUGCCAUUUUAUGAAUGGAUGGUAAACAACAAGGAAAAGAUCAAAUCGAAAACUCCAGAACUUUGUGAGUCGCCUAUAGAGCUGCAUAAUCGAGCUCUCUUACUGCUAAUAGAAGAUGAAUUGAUAUGCCGCACAACAACCCCAUACUUUGCCACCACCAUGCCCACUACAACUCUUAACAACAGCGCUACCGACAACAACAACAGUUUUAACAACAGUGGCACCUACAACAAUUUUAACAACAACAGCACCACUGACUACAACAUCAGUCUUAACAACAGUGGCACCAACAACAAUGUUAACAACAACAGCACAACUGACUAAAACAACAUCCACUGCAGAACCGCCAACUACAACAACAGUCUUAACAACAACAACUCCACCACCAGCUACAACAACAAUCUUAACAACAACAACUCCACCACCAGCUACAACAACAGUCUUAACAACUACACCACCAACUGGGACAACAGUGUUAACAACAACCAUAGCACCACCAACUACAACCUCUAUGUUACAGACAACAGCUACACCAACAUCAACAGAAAUUACAACAACGAAACCACAGACGACUAAACAAACAUACAGUCGUCACCACCAUACCAAGUACUCUACUCACGACUUCACUACCGACCACAACUACAUCAGCCCCCACCACUACAAUACAACCACCAACAACUUUUCUGUCAUCCACGUUGAUUCCAACUACAACAUCAUCACAAAUAACAAUCGCCACAACUUCUGUGACUACAACUAUAUUAAUUCCUACCAUGACAGCAAGCACGAUUAAAAAAACAACAACACUUUUCCCCACAACAUGUAACAGUUUAACCUGCACCGGCUCCCAGCAAUCGUCUUUCUCAAGAGCCACACCCACCCGCAGGUUCUCAUCAUGUGAGACACUCAUGAUAUAUUACUCUACAUUGCUGGUUAUAGAAAUCUGCUGUACCGCAGUGCUGGCCAAGUUGACAUAUUCACUACACUGCUCUCUCCAGCAUAGAGAACCACAUCACAACCAGGUAAACUUGACCCAUUUUUCCUAUAGAAAAUCCAUUGUACUAAAACCAGUCGUUGAGACAGAGACCAUCGCUCUAUGAGGAAUUAGAGGAGAUUACUUGCAUCAUUCCUUCUGCCCUUUCUUAUAAAAAUGCUUGGCAUAUGGAAGUUUCUUCACUUUUUUUGACCUGAUGAAUGAGGAUCACCACAAGAUGGUAAACUGGACUGCAAGGGUAUAGAGAAUCCAUGCUUUCAAUUGCCCAUAUCAGUUUUAAAGCUCAGCUUGCCUUCCUUGCCCUAGUCAUCUGGUCUGUAAAUAAACCGUGCCUGGUGGUACCAUUUCACAGAGAUACCACUCUGACGUUACGGAUCCACAGCAAUGGAAGAAGUUUAAUAACUCUGGCUGAUAAUACAGAGUCUGAUGCUGAAAUUACAGGCACUUGUGUGUGGACUUUACUAUUUCAUUACAGUAUAUAGAUUUUUAUAUAAUAUAUCAUUUAUUCUCAAAUUCUUCUUUAAAGUGUGAAUUUUGAAUUCUCAUGACUGAUUUAAUCCAUGGAACGGAUGUUUUUCCUAAUUUGUAAUUUGUUGGAUAAAAGAAUCUGCUAAAUAGUAAAUGUGAUAAGAUGGUAA
Triplophysa dalaica is the source of this 2960-nucleotide messenger RNA. RefSeq names its product leucine-rich repeat-containing protein 15-like. The coding region runs from base 111 to 1655 and encodes 514 amino acids. Gene Ontology annotation, cellular component: extracellular matrix. NCBI's taxonomy places the organism in Eukaryota, Metazoa, Chordata, Actinopteri, Cypriniformes, Nemacheilidae. The record is from RefSeq and is a predicted model, not a curated record. Gene Ontology annotation, molecular function: protein binding. The transcript has 2 exons.